AUGAAAGUCCUUAUGGGUGCCUCUUUGGCGACUGUGGCCAUGGCGGCCUCGUCCUCGAAAGUGGCAGCCUCUGCGCCCACGGGCGCCGAGUAUGCCUCUGGAUUUGACAUGACACGCAGCUGGGGCAAUCUCAGUCCCUACAAGGACACAAAUACUUUUGGUAUACCAAAGGGAAUGCCCCGAGGAUGCGAGCUUUCUCAGGUGCAUGUGUUGCAUCGUCAUGCCGAACGGUAUCCUACUAAUUAUCCAUUGGACGGCAAGGGCAUGCAAGACUUUGCUGCCAAGUUAUCCAACUACUCCAAAGCCCAUUCUGGUAAGCCCGUGGGCAGCGGGCCCCUCAAGUUCCUCAACAGUUGGGAAUAUGUAUUGGGUGCAGACAUCCUCAUGGAGACUGGUGCAGCGACCGAGGCAACAUCUGGCGCGAAAUUCUGGAUCAAGUAUGGGCGUCUCUUGUACCGCCCAGAUCGCGAGAAUGUAGCAGCAUGGAAUUCAUCCCUCAAUGUAUACGUCAAUGGCACUGAGCGUCCACAGCCCGUAAUUCGCACCACCUCGCAGGCGCGUAUCUUGGAGAGCGCUCGAUGGUGGCUCAGUGGUUUUUUCGGCAACAGCGGAGCAAACAGCUCUUACGAACAAUAUGAUCUAGUGAUCAUUCCCGAGGUUGACCCCUUCAAUAACACCCUGGCUUCCUAUGACUCGUGUCCCGGUGAUUCCACCGAGGGUGACGAGGCUGCAAAAACUUUUAUCGCACGUUACACUAAACACGCCCAGUCGCGGCUCUCUUCCUACCUGCCCAGAGACUUCAACCUGACGGCAAUGAACGUCCUUGCAAUGCAGAACUUGUGCGCUUAUGAGUAUACCAGCCUCGGUGGUUCCUCGUUCUGCUCGCUUUUCACUGAGCAGGAGUGGGAGGACUUUGCCUAUAAUCUCGACAUUCAAUUCUACGGCGAUUACUUUUUCGGGUCGCCAACUGGCCGCGCACAGGGGAUCGGCUAUGUCUUGGAACUUGCCGCUCGUCUCGAGCAGAGGCUUAUCACAUCUAGCGAUACCAGCAUCAACUACACCUAUGACAACAAUCUUGCACAGUUCCCUCUAGACCAGCCUUUCUACCUCGACAUGUCCCAUGACGAUAUCAUCGUAUCUGUCAUGGCUGCCCUCGGUCUGGAUUACUUCAAGUAUGGGCCUCAUGGUUUACCCGCUGAUCGCGACCAUGCCCCUUCGAACCUCACCUUUUCCUUGUCAAAUAUCACACCAUUUGGAGCCCGACUGUUCUCGGAAAUUUGGACAUGCCCAUCCCAUAAUUCAAUUGAUGAACUAGACCCAAUCAUUUACCAAAACCCUCGUCUGAACUCAUCAUCCGAAACGAAAGACUACAUUCGCUUCGUUCUGAACAGUGCGCCCUUACCACUAAGGGGUCUUGCUGGAUGUGAGAAGUCAAAGAAUGGGUUUUGUCCGGUUGAGACAUUUUUGAAAGUGAUUCCGGGCCUCAAGGAGACGGCCCAGUACAAGAAAGCCUGCUUUGGUAACUAUACCACUGGUAGUCAGGUUGGAAAUGGGGUUCCCGACUCCUAA
Penicillium diatomitis is the source of this 1569-nucleotide messenger RNA. Its product is annotated as histidine phosphatase family protein. Gene Ontology annotation, molecular function: acid phosphatase activity. NCBI's taxonomy places the organism in Eukaryota, Fungi, Ascomycota, Eurotiomycetes, Eurotiales, Aspergillaceae. The record is from RefSeq and is a predicted model, not a curated record. The transcript has 3 exons. Bases 1 to 1569 code for a protein of 522 amino acids.